CCACACACACACACACACACACACACACAGAACACAGAAGGUGAAAAUGAACAAAGAAAUAAACAACAACGAUGUAUACAAGCACACACACACACCUGCACUUACACUUGCAACAAACACUCUAACCCCUCCCUCCAAGCACUGCCACUCACGCACCACCCACACUCAUCCGUAGAAUCUCCAUCGUAGAAUCUCCAUAGAUCGAAGCUUAUCAUAGAUCUCUCUCUCCCUGUCUUUUGCUGUUCUUCUAUUGUUCUGUCUCUGCCUCUUUUGUUGCAUGCGGCGGCCCCCUCAAACAUCUAACAAUGGCUUUAGUCUGUCUCCUACUCUCUUCAUGCGCUCAUGCCUAGCUUAUGCACCCUUCCAUCUUCCAUUCUCCAUCUUCCAUCUGGGCUUCUGAGCAGCUUAAAUCUAUUAUAUCUAAAACCCGCCUCUAUCCCAUAUCUAUCCCUCAACCGCAACCAUACGUAAACCCAUCUACACAUCCAAACCAUUGAGUAUCUUCUAAUCCAAGAGUUCUUUGUGUUCUUUGCGGUGUAAAUGUAACUAACUUUGUCCCCCACAACCCUGUUGUUCUUGUUGUCUGUUGCUGUUGUUGUUGGUCCCUGGUCUGGGCACAGAAUUAUGCUAAUCUCGCCUUCUCUCUCGUCUCUCUUCUCCGCCUCCGCUCUGUCUGCUUCGAUCAAAAUCAGUUUUGUGCUGAGAGAACUGGGACAUGCCGACAAGCUGCCGAAAAUGCCCAAUAACAACGCCCUGGCUGGACUCUGUGACGGGAUGGUCAAGGCCUGGGACAUCUAUGCCAAGCCGCAGGCUGUGAUCCUAUUCAUCAUCGAGGAUGUGUCCUACAACAUCUGCGACCAGCGCUUCCACGAGUUCUACAUACGGGAGACCUAUCCCCAUAUCAAGGUGCUGCGUCGCACCCUCACCGAUGUUCAUCGCGAGGGAAAACUCGGCUUGAACAAGGAACUCCUGCUGAGUGGCCUUGAGGUAGCUGUGAUCUACUUCCGUGCCGGUUACGAGCCCGGACACUAUCACUCGCAGGACGAGUGGGAUGCCCGCUACCUGAUGGAGACAUCGCUGGCCAUCAAGUGCCCGUCCAUCCAGUACCAUCUAGCGGGGACAAAGAAAGUACAGCAGGCACUGGCCCAGCCGGCGGUGCUGGAACGCUUCAUCAACGAUCCGGAGGAGAUCAAGGCGGUAGGCAAGAUCUUUACUGGUCUCUACUCGCUGGACGACAACGAUGCAGGCAAUGCCACCUACGAGAUGGCACUGCGCACACCCGAGAAGUUUGUGCUCAAGCCGCAACGCGAGGGCGGUGGCAAUAAUGUCUAUGGGCUGGACAUUCCAGACGCCCUCAAGCGUAUGUCGCGCGUUGAGCGCUCGGGCUGGAUCCUAAUGGACCUCAUACAUCCGCCCUUAACCAAGGGCUACAUGGUGCGUCCAGGCGCCGAGAUGCCGCCCACCAUUGUGGACAUGGUCUCCGAACUGGGAAUCUUUGGGGUGGUCAUCGGCGACGCUGACCAUAUCAUUCACAACUAUCAGGCCGGUCACAUGCUCCGCACCAAGCUGGCAACGGCCAACGAGGGCGGCGUGGCCGCCGGCCUGGGUGCCCUGGACAGUCCCUAUUUGAUCGACAGCGACGACGAGGACGAGAACUAGAUGCAGUCCACCAAUCGAGCGGCAUUCCACCAGUGGCCCCAAGCGUGUAUAGAGAAAAGUUAUUUUUUUAAAGUAUAUUGUACAUUUACCACCCUACCCCCCCACACCCUACCAACACAAAUAUGUCCGUGCUGUCUCAGUUGCAAUAAAACGUAAAUUUAUCAAAUAUA
Messenger RNA from Drosophila miranda, 1829 nucleotides. RefSeq names its product glutathione synthetase-like. Gene Ontology annotation, molecular function: glutathione binding; glutathione synthase activity; ATP binding. The record is from RefSeq and is a predicted model, not a curated record. Bases 625 to 1659 code for a protein of 344 amino acids. Lineage: Eukaryota; Metazoa; Arthropoda; Insecta; Diptera; Drosophilidae. The transcript has 4 exons. Gene Ontology annotation, cellular component: cytosol. Gene Ontology annotation, biological process: glutathione biosynthetic process.